CCGUACGCGCGUAGCAUUCGUACGAGCGCCACGAACGCGUACGCUAAAAGAUCCUGUGCUCUCUGUUGUUAUUUUGAAUUAGUUCUUUGACAGCAUCCGUGUGUGCAGGUCUCACGAUUAUUUUUAUUAAAUUUUUGCACGUCGCUUAAUAUUUUUGCGUAGUCGCCUCGUACAUUAUGACUGCGACCGGAGUAGAAAGUGUGGACAAGGGAGAUGUUUAUAAACAAUUGGACCAAUUUGGCAAGUUUCAAGUGAUUCAAUAUAUUUUAAUAUGUGUACCCUUAAUGAUGGUAUCUAUGAUCCACGUGAAUUAUAUUUUCGUGGCUGAAGAUGUUGAACACAGGUGUCGAGUUCCAGAAUGCGAAGAUGCUAAUCCGUCAGUGGCCAUACCAAAAUGGUGGCCCCAAAAUGUCGACGCCAAAUGUUACCGACCAGUUCUGGACAUGCAGCGAUACACCAAAUCCAAUCAAACGUGUUCAAAUAACACGUUCUUUGAAGUAUUGGAAGAAUGCCACGAUUGGGUUUUUGAUAAUAAUAAUUCGGUUGUCGCUGCAUUGAACAUCGGCUGUGAAUCAUGGAAAUCGACUCUAGUAGGCUGCAUCCAUAACGCCGGAAUGAUUGUUUCUAUGUUGAUAACUGGACUGAUAGCUGACAAAGUUGGAAGAAAACCGACUAUAAUCUUUUGCUCAAUUGGUGGAAUUGUAGGACUAUCUAAGAUAUUUAUUACCAACUAUUACGCAUACAUAACGGUUGAAUUUUUGGAAUCAAUUCUCGCUUCUGGGUUAUAUACAGUUGCUGUUGUUCUGUUAAUAGAAGUUGGUGGAGAAAGCAAAAGAGUGUCAGCCGGUGUCAUUUUCUCAUACGCAGUUUACGUAGGAGAAGUUUGCUUUGCAUUUAUCGCAAUGGGACUAAAAUACUGGAAACUGCUUAUUAUUGUCGUCUAUUCGCCAUUAAUCCUCUUCAUUCUCUACGCAUUUAUACUUAGAGAGAGUACGAGAUGGCAGAUGUUAAGAGGAAAAAUGGACGAAGCGAAAGAGACAUUAAAAAUAAUAACACAGAUGAACAAACUGGAAGUAACAGAGCAUGAAAUUAAUGAGACGAGCAAUGAAGACUUGCGGUUCCAAUUCAACGUCGUGGUACAAAAGGAGAAAGAGAGAAUGAAAGACAUAUUAGCAUCCAGAGAAAUAAUGACGCGUUUAUUGGUGACGUCAUUCUGUUUCUUCGCUUCUAGUUUUAUUUAUUAUGGAAUGGCUGUCCACGCGGUUCUGUUACCGGGAAAUAAAUACACAAACUUUGUACUUUCUUCACUCUCCUCCUUCCCUGGUGAUCUGAUAGCACUGUAUACAUUUAAAAGAUUCGGAAGGAAGGUAUCUUUACAAUGUGGAUAUGUAGCAUCAGCUUUCUUCCUUUUAGCACAAACCUUUUCACCUGAUUCAAUUAUGUGGCUCAAGGUAGCGCUUUUCCUGUGUGGAAAAAUGGGUGUAGUUAUAUGUUUCACCGGCAUCUAUACAUAUACCUUGGAACUUUUUCCUACAAGUGUGAGAGGGACUCUAAUGGGCUGUGGAAACACUGCCGCUAGAUUUGGAAGUAUGCUGGCUCCUUUAACUCCACUUCUGGCGUCAGAAUUUGCGGCGCUACCAUCAAUUCUCUUUGCGUCGGUGUCUAUAGUUGCCGCAUUCACGCUAACGUUUACCCCUGAGACCAAAACGUUACCCAUGUUCGACACGAUAGCCCAGAUUGAAACUCAAAAAACGAAGAUUAUGACUCAUUUAUAGACAGUGUAAAAGUAUAAACAGUUCAAUAAUUCAAUGACAAAUGUAAUUACUUAAAUAGUUAACAGUGAAAUUAACUAUUAUUUCUCAACUUCAUAGAAAAUAGAGUAGAUGUCGUGUACCUAAUGCGCAAAUCUUGUUAUAGUCUUGUUUCUGAAUACAUAUUACCCCUAGUACCUAAAACUUCUUUGUGCCAAUAAAAUACCUACUUAAAAAAUAUACUUGUAUUAGACUAGAAACUUGUUGGGCCACUGUAUUUAAAAUGGUCACAUGUAUUAAAGAAGAUAAAAUUAAUCUAUUGAAUAAGUAAUUUAAGAACUAUUUUAAGAAUACAAUUAUUCUUAUAUAUAAAUGAAAACAUUUAAUUAUAUGUAUUUAUGCAGUGUAGAUGCGACAGAUUCCCAAAAAAAAGUAUAUAGUAUAAUCAAUUCAUUUAUUUAAAGUGAGCGAUGCGCGCAAAAAAUGUAGAUAAAAAAGGUGUUUAAAAAUUGUUAUUGUUCGAAAUUUUAGUACAUGUUAGGAAAACUUUAGGAUUGUUUUUACAACGUUUUUGUUGGAGUUCUGCCGCAUCUUCACCGUAAAGCUUUAUUCUAAUAUAAAAAAAGAAAUAAUAGUGCCUAAAAUAAAAACUAGCCAGUGCCUUUAUAAUUAAUUGCAUUGCAACCAAAGGGACCAAUACUAACUAAAUAAAGUAUUAGGUACAUCACUAUUAAUAGCUCUAAAUAUACAGGUAUAAACAUUAUCUGCAAUUGUAAAUAUUCGUAAUAAAUAAGGAAUAAAUUAUAUUUCAUA
Messenger RNA from Pieris rapae (cabbage white), 2564 nucleotides. RefSeq names its product organic cation transporter protein. NCBI's taxonomy places the organism in Eukaryota, Metazoa, Arthropoda, Insecta, Lepidoptera, Pieridae. Gene Ontology annotation, biological process: transmembrane transport. The record is from RefSeq and is a predicted model, not a curated record. Gene Ontology annotation, molecular function: transmembrane transporter activity. The coding region runs from base 177 to 1775 and encodes 532 amino acids. The transcript has 7 exons. Gene Ontology annotation, cellular component: membrane.